This is a messenger RNA of Coregonus sp. 'balchen', 6498 nucleotides long. The record is from the annotation of a GenBank genome assembly. Lineage: Eukaryota; Metazoa; Chordata; Actinopteri; Salmoniformes; Salmonidae.
AUGGCUGCUCUACUGCUGCUGUUGUUGGUUAGUGCUGGAGUCCUGCUGUCUUCUAUUGAGGCUCAGGAGGCUUACAGUAAACUCCCUGAUAACUAUAGGAAAGGAGUGGAUCUGGCCUUGCAACAACUCAACUCUCACUCUGGAGUCCAGCACCAUUUUCUCUUCUUCAAGAGUCUCCUGAAGUCCGACAUAGAGGUAAAACCUGGUGCCGGGAAUCAUGCCUCUAUUUACAUACCAGGCUCUAUUUGGUGCAUGACAAAAUUAAUGACAAACAGAACCAUGGAGAUUUCCAUUGCUGGGAGGUUGUGGCAGGACCAUUUUGUGUAGACCACACUGGUAAAUGUUUAUGGUUUAGUUUACAAUGCUUUAUACAUUUUCUUCUUCUAGCCUGAAUUUGAUGUGAGCUACAUUUAUCACAAUUUCUACCUGAAAGCCACCAAGUGUCGAAAGGGAACAGUUGACUCCACGCAAUGCAAGUUCAGGGAUGACCGAGUGAGUACCUGGAACUGUCUGAGAACAGUUGUGCUGAAUCAUCAACACCCUUAGGGCUUUCAUACAAUGCCAUGACUUAUAGUCUACACAUCUAAGUCUACAGCAUGGAAUAAAAAUGUUUAUAUGAUGCUGUCAUAUUGUGUGUAUUUCGACAGCCAUUGAUAGACUGUGCAGUCUGCUACAAAACCUUUGCUGGAAAGAUUGAGAAGGAGCCUCAGCCGUAUGUCCACUGUCUCCACAAACCAGCGCUUACAGAGGUGUGUUGGAUCACUAGUUGUCCCCUCCCACAACAUUAAACUGUUUCAAUCACUCACCACACAAAUUCUUUAACAAAGUAUGCUAAUGAGAAACAUUUUAGAAUUGUCAUGAGGACACCAUCACAUGAGCAGAGAACUCUUUCUUAUACAGUGAGGGAAAAAAGUAUUUGAUCCCCUGCUGAUUUUGUAUGUUUGCCCACUGACAAAGAAAUGAUCAGUCUAUAAUUUUAAUGGUAGGUUUAUUUGAACAGUGAGAGACAGAAUAACAACAACAAAAAUCCAGAAAAACACAUGUCAAAAAUGUUAUAAAUUGAUUUGCAUUUAAAUGAGGGAAAUAAGUAUUUGACCCCCUCUCAAUCAGAAAGAUUUCUGGCUCCCAGGUGUCUUUUAUACAGGUAACGAGCUGAGAUUAGGAGCACACUCUUAAAGGGAGUGCUCCUAAUCUCAGUUUGUUACCUGUAUAAAAGACACCUGUCCACAGAAGCAAUCAAUCAAUCCACCAUGGCCAAGACCAAAGAGCUCUCCAAGGAUGUCAGGGACAAGAUUGUAGACCUACACAAGGCUGGAAUGGGCUACAAGACCAUAGCCAAGCAGCUUGGUGAGAAGGUGACAACAGUUGGACCGAUUAUUCGCAAAUGGAAGAAACACAAAAGACUGUCAAUCUCCAUCGGCCUGGGGCUCCAUGCAAGAUCUCACCUCGUGGAGUUGCAAUGAUCAAGAGAACAGUGAGGAAUCAGCCCAGAACUACACAGGAGGAUCUUGUCAAUGAUCUCAAGGCAGCUGGGACCAUAGUCACCAAGAAAACAAUUGGUAACACACUACGCCGUGAAGGACUGAAAUCCUGCAGCGCCCGCAAGGUCCCCCUGCUCAAGCACAUAUACAGGGCCGUCUGAAGUUUGCCAAUGAACAUCUGAAUGAUUCAGAGGAGAACUGGGUGAAAGUGUUGUGGUCAGAUGAGACCAAAAUCGAGCUCUUUGGCAUCAACUCAACUCGCCGUGUUUGGAGGAGGAGGAAUGCUACCUAUGACCCCAAGAACACCAUCCCCACCGUCAAACAUGGAGGUGGAAACAUUAUGCUUUCGGGGUGUUUUUCUGCUAAGGGGACAGGACAACUUCACCACAUCAAAGGGACGAUGGACGGGGCCAUGCACCGUCAAAUCUUGGGUGAGAACCUCCUUCCCUCAGCCAGGGCAUUGAAAAUGGGUUGUGGAUGGGUAUUCCAGUAUGACAAUGACCCAAAACACACGGCCAAGGCAACAAAGGAGUGGCUCAAGAAGAAGCACAUUAAGGUCCUGCAGUGGCCUAGCCAGUCUCCAGACAUUAAUCCCAUAGAAAAUAUGUGGAGGGAGCUGAAGGUUCGAGUUGCCAAACGUCAGGCUCAAAACCUUAAUGAGUUGGAGAAGAUCUGCAAAGGGGAGUGGGACAAAAUCCCUCCUGAGGUGUGUGCAAACCUGGUGGCCUACUACAAGAAACAUCUGACCUCUGUGAUUGCCAAAAAGGGUUUUGCCACCAAGUACUAAGUCAUGUUUUGCAGAGGGGUCAAAUACUUAUUUCCCUCAUUAAAAUGCAAAUAAAUUUAUAACAUUUUUGACAUGCGUUUUUAUGGAUUUUGUUGUUGUUAUUCUGUCUCUCACUGUUCAAAUAAACCUACCAUUAAAAUUAUAGACUGAUCAUGUAUUUGUCUGUGGGCAAACGUACAACAUCAGCAGGGGAUCAAAUACUUUUUUCCCUCACUGUAAUCUAAUUCAGAAACAUACAGUAAUUUCAGUGAUUUGUUCCAUCACAUCAUUGAGUAAAAAUUUAUUUUGAGGACAUUAAUAUUGUGAAGGUUAUUGAAGACGAAUAUAAACCUGUUCAUUUCCCCUCCUUUAAUGUUGUGAAUUUCAGGAUAUGAAGACAAGAAGAGUAGAUCACUGUAAAACAAUGAGUUACCGAAGUGGAGCCCUUACUCUCCUGGCUUCAAAGGGUUCCAAGUGAAAUUCUUGGCAACAGGAGCAAUGUAGUUUUGUGGCCAUGAUAAAACUUUAAACACACUUUUUUUUUUUGCCUGCGUUGAAGAUGCCUAUAUCGGUCCGCUAAUACAGGACUAGUAAAGGCAAAGUGCGCUACUUUUGUGAAAAAAUGUUAACUCAAGGUAUUUGAGUGUUUACCAGAAUUUGUAACUUGAGUCGGAUAAUUAUCUGUACAAAACAGUUAAUCUGAUAAUACUUGUGGAAUAUAAAAAUAUUGCUUGAUAUAUGUUUUCCAGUUUCUUGAACUACUUUGCAAAUGCAACUUAUUUCUCUGUGGAAACAGAAAUGGUCUAUUCAUUCCUUUUACAUUUUAGUAGAUGCUCUUAUCCAGAGCAACUUAGUAGUGAGUGCAGUGGUGGAAAAAGUACCCAAUUGUCAUACUUGAGUAAAUGUAAUAAUAGAAAAUGACUCAAGUAAAAGUGAAAGUCGCCCAGUACAAUCCAAGUAUUUGGUUUUAAAUAUACUUAAGUAUAUAAAGUAAAUGUAAUUGCUAAAAUAUACUUAAGUAGAAGUAUAAAUCAUUUCAAAUUCCUUAUAUUAAGCAAACCAGACGGUACCAUUUUCAUGUUUUUUAAUUUACGGAUAGCCAGGGGCACUCUCCAACACUCAAACGUCAUUUACAAAUGAAGCAUGUGUUUAGUGAGUCCGCCAGAUAAUAAUAAAAUGCCAUUUAGCAGACACUUUUAUCCAAAGCGACUUACAGUCGUGCGUGCAUAUAUUUUUUGUGUAUGGGUGGUCCCGGGGAUCAAACCCACUACCUUGGCGUUACAAGCGCCGUGCUCUACCAGCUGAGCUACAGAGGACCACCAGAUCAGAGGCAGUAGAGAUGACCAGGGAUGUUCUCUUGAUAAGUGUGUGAAUUAGACAAUUUUCCUGUCCUGCUAAGCAUUCAAAUGUAACGAGUACUUUUGGGUGUCAGGGAAAAUGUAUGGAGUAAAAAGUACCAUUAUUUUUUUUAGGAAUGUAGUGAAGUAAAAGUUGUCAAAAAUAUAAAUAGUAAAGUAAAGUACAGAUACCCAAAAAAACUACUUAAGUAGUACUUUCAAGUAUUUUAACACAACUGAGUGAGAGCAUACAUUUUUGUACUGGUCCCCUGUGGGAUUUGAACCCACAAUUCUAGCGUUGCAAGUGCUAUGCUCUACCAACUGUGCCACAUCAUCACAAACCACUUGAUGUCUCAAUGUACUCAAUUUAUGUAUUGUGCAUUGUUUUUCUUCAUGGUGAUGGAAAGUCUACAGGUACCAAACCUAGAUGAUGUACAAUACAGUAAUGUAUUUACAUUAAAUGGUUUGUAAGGAUGUUAAAUUAAUACUGCACAGAAAGUGGUUGUUUUCCAUGUUAUUUGAUCAAGAAAAAUAUUUAAUUUGAUGUGGAUGUUUAGUGUCUUUGCCCAUAACUUUGUUCUUUCUAGGUUCCAUUGGAAUGACAAUCGCAGAGAAAGGGACAGGACAACAACUCUUACAAAUCCAACUAUUGAAUUCUGCAAGGUACUGUUCUUAAUUAUACAACUACCUUCCUUGCCAAAGCAGAGAUUUUUGUAGAUUUUUUUUUAUGUGCCUGCUCUACAGACGUCUAUAUCGGUCCGUUAAUACUAGUAAAGACUUCUGCUAAAAUAUUUUGUAUUCAUAUAUUUUUUCGAUUCACUUUUUCAGUGGAUGCUGCAGCACCCUCAAAACCAAUACUUCAAAUACAAAUAUUCAAUGUCCCAGUAGUUGAGCUGGAUGAAUCCCUUCUGUUCGUUGUGAAAAUGUUGAAAGUUAAGUGUGGUACACUUAUUUUCAAUAAAGUUUUAUUCAGAAAAUAUGAAUCUGAGUCACUGGUGUUUCUCCCUUCCAAAUAGCACAUAGGUAGGUGGACAUGAUAGGGGAAAUUCCUGUAGAUGUUGCAGCAUCUCCCAUUCCUCGAUAGGAAGGUCAAGAAAAACAAGCAAUGUACAGCACAGUUGGCUGAUAGCAUGUUUAACGCUUCGAUCAGACCCACAGCAUCAUUGCAUCAAUGCGGUGUAAUAAAUAAUGCAAUCAAACUUUUUAAUUAUGUAAUCCAACAUUUUUACUGGAUAUGUGUGCAACAAAAGUUCAAUAUUCACCUUUUGCUACUAUUUCUAUCAAGUCUAUGCAUACAAUUUGAUGCAUAUUUUGGAUCCAAGGUAUGCACCACACAGAACACAGAACACACUGUAACUACUUCUGCAAUGCAAUGCUGCAAGGCAAACGCAGCGUUCCAUGGAAAUUAAUGUAAAUCUGGUGUACCAAAACACAAUGACACUGUCUUUGUCUGUGUGAUCGAGGCAUAGGGCUCUAUUCAAUCCCUAUCACGGAAAUUAUGCGUUACAGCAGGACUGUAAUUUAAAGGCAAUGUUCCUGCAUUAGCGGAGACUGUGUUCACGCUAAACGCUGCAUAUGUCGGCUCAAUCGGAAAUUACCUUUAAAGAUUGAAUAGAGCCCUAGGCUUGUCCUAGUCAUCCCUAGCUUCUGAGUAAUACGUUUCGAUUCUCGUUAAUGUUUAUCCUGGUGGGAGAAGUGUCCACUGUCCACAGAGAUGCCUCAGUCAGGCUGCUCCUUACACACUGGGAGGAAGAUGGCUGCUCUACUGCUGCUGUUGUUGGUUAGUGCUGGUGUCCUGCUGUCUUCUAUUGAGGCUCAGGAGGCUUACAGUAAACUACCUGAUAACUAUAGGAAAGGAGUGGAUCUGGCCUUGCAACAACUCAACUCUCAUUCUGGAGUCCAGCACCAUUUUCUCUUCUUCAAGAGUCUCCUGAAGUCCGACAUAGAGGUAAAAAACAAUGUUGGUUGUUGUGACCACUAAAUAUAUAGAUGCAAAUAUGCACUGACCAUGAACUGCUAAAACUGAGGAAGACCUUUUGAGGUUGAGAUCAGAUCCAUACUCAAGUGUUACCAUGUUACAGGUGGAUAAUACAACUUCAACAAUACUUGAUAGAAUCACCAUUUUUCUUUCAGUCUGGGUUUAAUGUACAAUACGUCUACCACAAUUUCUACUUGAAAGCCACCACAUGUGCCAAGGGAACCGUUAAUCCAAGCUAUCAGCGAUGCCAAUUCAGGAAUGACCGAGUGAGUAAUAUACUUGUACUUGCUUCAACUGGUUCUAUUGUCUUUUGUCAAAGCUUUUGAAGAACAUAAAUGAGUAUUUCAGUCAUCAGCCGCUUCUCAAUUCAAUUCAACAAACAUAUUUUUAAGUUUCUGGAGAUUAAGUUUAUGACCGUUGACAUAUCAUUACAGGUUAUAGAUGUAGCACAAUGAUGAAUCCAUAUUUAUUUUUGUGUGUAUUGUAACAGCCACUGAUUGACUGUGGAGUUUGUUACAAAACAUUUUCCGGAGAGAUUGAGAAAGACCCCAAGCCAUAUGUCCACUGUCUCCACAAACCAAAACUAACAAAGGUAUUUAUUGAAACUUGACACAUAUUGUGAAAUAUCUAUUUUUAAAUGAAAAGUGUUAGAAAUGAUGACACAGCAUGAGUCCAUUUCCUUUUGUUUCAGGCUGUGUCGACAGCAAGACUAGAGCACUGUCGCAAGAUGAGCUACACCAGCGGAGCCCCUACUCUCCUAUCCAGCACCAAGACUGAUACUGAUGAGUGAAAUACCAUAGAAUAGAUGGUUCAUAAGACAGAAUUGAAAAUUAACGGCAUUUACAAAACACUGGUGUAAUUUCUAGUUUGUGCCAAGAUCAUUUUUGUUUAAAGGGCAUUCCAGCACUUUUCAACUUCAUAUUCAUUAUCUCCAGC